This is a messenger RNA of Miscanthus lutarioriparius, 513 nucleotides long. NCBI's taxonomy places the organism in Eukaryota, Viridiplantae, Streptophyta, Magnoliopsida, Poales, Poaceae. The record is from the annotation of a GenBank genome assembly.
AUGGCGUCCAGGGACUUCCUGCGCGUCUUCGGCGCCGGCGGCGAGGGGUCGGGCGCGCUGGCGGACGCCGCCAACGCCGGCGCCGGCCAGCCCGACGACGUCGAGCUCAGCCUCGGCCUCUCCCUGGGCGGCCGCUUCGACACCGACGCCGCCGCCAAGCGCCCGCGCCUGGCGCGCUCCUCCUCCAUCGCCUCCGUCUGCUCCGUCUCCUCCCUCCACGGGGACGCCGACGCCGACCCGUCCCCCGCCGCGCCGCUACCGCUGCUGCGCACCACCUCGCUGCCCACCGAGACCUUGGAGGAGCGCUGGCGCCGCCGCGAGAUGCAGAGCCGCCGCCGCCUCGAGGCGCGCCGGAAGCGCGUCGAGCGGCGCAACUCCAUGGGAUCCUUGGUCCCCGCCGGCCCCAAGCCCGCUGCCGACGCGAUCACCGCCGUCGGCAGCGGGAGGAGGUCCAUCGGCUCGCAGGGGAGCAACUCUGUAAGCACCACGGAGCAAGGAUGUGUUAAUAUGUGA